AUGGCGACCAAAGGCAUAGAAGACUUCGAGUGCCUCACGAUCGGAGAGCUAGAGAAACAUGCCUACAACUUGAUGGACAAGCAAACGCGCGACUAUUACAAUGAAGGGUCCGAUUCGGGUUCAACUCUCCGCGAGAACCAAACCGCAUACGAGAAAUAUCGCAUCAGACCGCGCGUACUCCGCGAUGUUUCCGCUGUCGACACAUCAGUCAACAUCUUUGGUCACAAGAACAGCAUACCUCYUGGUGUAGCYCCAACAGCCAUGCAAUGUCUUGCUCACUCAGAUGGCGAGCUGGGAACCGCUCGAGCUUGUAAGAAGGCAGGUGUUGCCAUGGGUCUCUCGAGCUUUGCGACCAAAAGCCUAGAGGAGGUUGCCGAAGCGAGUGAGGGCAACCCUAACGUGCUGCAACUAUAUUUGUUCGAAUCUAGAGAGCAUAGUCGAAAGCUCAUCCAGCGUGCAAAGCAAGCAAAGUUCAAGGCCGUCUUCCUCACUGUCGACACUCCAUUUCUGGGACGACGGAAUUUGGAGAUACGCAACCAGUUCAAAUUACCACCACAUCUGAARAUCGCAAACUUUACAGACGAUCAAGAGGAGCAGGCGCAAGAAUCACAAGAUAGACCUAAGCUUGAACGGACGGCUUCUGAGCCUGGUUACUUCGAUGGAGAGAAACGAGUGCUGCCCAAGGGCAAGGUCACGUUCCAUACACAUGCACCCAACCCCACGCUCUCGUGGGAAAGCGACAUCGACUGGCUCAAAAAGGAGUGCCACCCAGAGAUGCAGGUCUGGGUGAAGGGUAUCGCUACAUCCGAGGAUGCCAUACUUUCCCUGCAUCAUGGAGUUGACGGUAUUGUCGUCAGUAAUCAUGGCGGUCGACAGCUUAACGGGGCUCUCGCAACAUUGGACGCGCUCCCUGAGAUUGUGGAUGYAGUUGGUGGAAAGAUUCCCAUUCACGUCGAUGGAGGCAUCAGGCAUGGAACAGACGUGUUUAAAGCGCUUGCACUCGGUGCAGACUUUGUAUGGAUCGGAAGGCCUGUCCUCUGGGGCUUGGCCUACAAGGGACAGGCAGGAGUUGAGUUGUGCCUCAAGCUGCUCGCCGAUGAGAUUAAGCUGUGCAUGGCCCUCGCAGGAGUUGUUAAUGUCCGUGAAAUUUCCAAGGAGUAUCUUGUGAAGAUUGACAAGAGCGGAUUUGUGGCGAGGUUGUGA
This is a messenger RNA of Ramularia collo-cygni, 1203 nucleotides long. Its product is annotated as related to Hydroxyacid oxidase 1. NCBI's taxonomy places the organism in Eukaryota, Fungi, Ascomycota, Dothideomycetes, Mycosphaerellales, Mycosphaerellaceae. The transcript is spliced from 4 exons. The coding region runs from base 1 to 1203 and encodes 400 amino acids. Gene Ontology annotation, molecular function: FMN binding; oxidoreductase activity. The record is from RefSeq and is a predicted model, not a curated record.